CGUUUACUGCAGCCAGGUCUCCCUCCUCAACGGCUUUCCUGCGAUCCAAGGAACGGUUCUUCCCCAUCUGCUGCACUGUUCUUUGUCUUCUGAUAGAAAGGAGGCUGCUUUCCGUUUCCUGAGCUAAGCUUUCGUCCAAUCAAACGGCUCUUAAAUAGUUUCUCCGGAGCGAAAGCAUAACAGUACAAGAGGGAAGCUCUUCCCUACGAGUGCGAAAUUGAGGGUUUGGCAAAUUGGCUAAGAGAGACGAAUGGACGAAGAUCAAAUACUGGGGUUUGUCACUGCGUACCUGAGAAAGAAAGGGUUUACUCAAACGGAGCAUGCUUUUCAGGAGGAACUUCAACAGAAUAAGAACACUUCCUCCGCUAAUUCUCUUAUCGAACCCGACAUUGCCAAGCAAAUUCUUGCCUUCUCCACGUUAGAAAGUGGUCCUGCAAGAUUUCACGAUGGGUAUAGCAGACUCAGAUCAUGGGCAUAUAGUUCAUUGGAUUUGUACAAGCAUGAAUUAUUGCGUGUGCUUUAUCCAGUGUUUAUUCAUUGUUUUAUGGAUCUUGUGGCAAAAGGGCAUAUCCAAGAAGCCCGGAACUUUUUCAAUACCUUCCGUGAAGACCAUGAGAUGAUGCACUUACGAGACCUUCAGAAGUUGGAAGGUGUGCUUUCUCCUUCUCAUCUGCAGGAAAUGGAAUUCGCUCAUUCACUUAGACAGAGCAAAUUCAACAUAAAGAUAUGUCAGUAUUCCCACCAGCUUCUGUUGCAACAUCUCCGCGAUACGCAAUCCACCACUGUACUUGGUAUAAUUAAUGAGCACAUUGACUUCCAAGUUACUCCCGGGCAACCUAGCUCAAUUUCUGAUGAUCCAGAGGCUGUUACGCUCUCUGGAAGCAGCCAGGACGCAGCAAAUCAGAUAAAUCAAAAAGAAAUACAUUGGGGGUUGCUUGAAGACUCUCUAGAAGAACGCCUAGAGAAGGCUGGUGCCUUGCUUUCCGAUUCUGAAAAGGGGGAAGGGGAAGCCAAAGAAGGUGACAAUGAAGAGAAUAAGAAAAGAUCAAUUGAAGGGGGAAAGCAAGGUGCCUCAAUCAAGAAAGUAAAAAAGGACAAGGGUGGAAGUGCAUCUGGGAAAAGCGCAAAACCUGAUGCUAGUACUAUACCUGCAGCACCACGUGUUAAACCAGAACUUCCCUUGCCCAUAAUUCCAACAGAGGUAGAACAGUCUAUCCUUGAAGAUUUAAGGAACCGCGUACAAUUGAGUAGUGUUGCACUGCCUUCAGUUAGCUUUUACACGUUUCUCAAUACACAUAAUGGUUUAAGCUGCUCAUCAAUAUCCCAUGAUGGUUCGUUGGUUGUUGGAGGGUUUUCUGACUCGUCACUGAAGGUUUGGGAUAUGGCAAAGCUUGGACAACAGACUGUCAGUUCUCUUUCCAGGGUGAGAAUGACACAUCUCAAAAUGAACAAGUACUUGGGCAAAGUGGUGGGAGAAGACAGUAUACAUUAUUUCAAGGUCAUUCAGGGCCAGUUUAUGCAGCCAGUUUUAGCCCUGUUGGGGAUUUUAUUCUUUCCUCUUCAGCAGACUCGACUGUUAGAUUAUGGAACACAAAGCUUAAUGCAAACCUUGUUUGCUACAAGGGCCACAAUUACCCUGUCUGGGACGUUCAG
This is a messenger RNA of Neltuma alba, 1653 nucleotides long. Its product is annotated as transcription initiation factor TFIID subunit 5-like. Gene Ontology annotation, cellular component: transcription factor TFIID complex. The transcript is spliced from 14 exons. NCBI's taxonomy places the organism in Eukaryota, Viridiplantae, Streptophyta, Magnoliopsida, Fabales, Fabaceae. The record is from RefSeq and is a predicted model, not a curated record. Gene Ontology annotation, molecular function: RNA polymerase II general transcription initiation factor activity; protein binding. Gene Ontology annotation, biological process: transcription initiation at RNA polymerase II promoter. The annotation marks the transcript as partial.